This is a messenger RNA of Galendromus occidentalis (western predatory mite), 2602 nucleotides long. It is a transcript of the gene fand, whose product is annotated as Pre-mRNA-splicing factor SYF1 fand. Gene Ontology annotation, cellular component: post-mRNA release spliceosomal complex; U2-type catalytic step 2 spliceosome; Prp19 complex. The record is from RefSeq and is a predicted model, not a curated record. Bases 40 to 2556 code for a protein of 838 amino acids. Lineage: Eukaryota; Metazoa; Arthropoda; Arachnida; Mesostigmata; Phytoseiidae. Gene Ontology annotation, biological process: generation of catalytic spliceosome for first transesterification step; mRNA splicing, via spliceosome. The transcript has a single exon. Gene Ontology annotation, molecular function: protein binding.
CUCGCUGGACUCGCACGAACGUGGCCAUCACCCGGAGUCAUGGCUGAGGCUGGAAACGAGGAGCCGAUGGCGCAGGCGGAGGCGAGCCUAAUUCCUUCGGAUCUUCUGUCUGAGGAGGACCAUCUAGCUUACGAAGAAGAGCUCUUGAGAAACCCAUUUGUCGUGCGCUCGUGGCUCCGCUAUGCCGAGUUCCGAAAGAGCAGGAAAUGUACGAAAGCACAAGUCAACAUUAUUUUCGAGCGUGCGCUGACGCAACUCCCUGGAUCGUACAAGAUCUGGCAUUACUACCUCCAGGAGAUCAUGAAACAGCUCGACGAACAGCAUCUGUGCAUCGAUCAUUCGGAUUUUGAGGCCGUCAACAAGACAUUCGAGCGCGCUCUGGUCUGGAUGCACAAAAUGCCUCGAAUCUGGAUCAUGUACUGCGAGUUCCUUCACCGUCAACGAUUCGUCACCCGGCUCCGACACACGCUCGAUCGGUCUUUACGUUCGUUGCCGAUAACUCAACACGAUCGAAUCUGGCCUCUUUACCUAAAGUUUAUAUCGUUCCACGACAUUCCCGAGACCGGGCUGAGAGUCUACCGGCGCUUCCUGAAGCUCAGUCCCGAGUCGCGAGAGACGGCGGUCGAAUAUCUGAUCUCAGUCGGAAAGCUAAACGAAGCCGCGCAGAGAAUGGCCGACAUGGUGAACGACCCGAGCUUCACGUCGGCCGAAGGAAAAUCGAAGCAUCAGCUGUGGAUGGAAUUGUGCGAACUUAUGUCGAAAAACCCCGACAAGAUGCAGAGCCUGAACGUCGACGCAAUCAUCAGGGGCGGGCUGAAGAAGUACACGGACCAGUUGGGGAAGUUAUGGUGCUCUCUCGCCGACUAUUAUAUCCGCUCGAAAUUGUUUGAGCGCGCACGUGACAUCUACGAGGAGGCAAUGUCGAGCGUGCUGACGGUGCGUGACUUCGCGCAAAUUUUCGAUGCCUAUUCCCAGUUCGAAUACACGGUCAUAAGCAAGCUGAUGGCGAAGGAUACGAUGUCGCCGGAGGAGGAGCUCGACCUCGAGCUAAAAUUGUCUCGAUACGAAUAUCUGAUGAAUCGCAGACCGCUGCUCUUGAACUCGGUCCUCCUGCGGCAGAACCCUCACAGCGUUCACGAGUGGCUGAAACGAGUGAAGCUGCUCGAAGACGAUCCUGUCGAGGUUAUAAAAACGUACACGAAAGCGGUCACCACCGUCGAUCCGAAGUUGGCCAGCGGUGGUAAACUUUCCCAGAUCUGGACCGAGUUCGCGAAGUUCUACGAGUCCAAGGGCCAGCUCGAUGAUGCUAGGAUAAUCUUCCGGAAGGCCACGCAGGUGCCCUACACGAAAGUCGAUGAGCUCGCGAACGUGUGGUGUGAAUUUGCCGAAAUGGAGCUGCGUCACGACAACCCCACCGAAGCCAUAAAACUCUGCCGUACGGCAACGUCUGCGCCGUCACGUAAAGUGGCCUACCACGAUCAGUCUGAAACAGUACAAAUGCGUCUCUAUAGAAAUAUCAAGAUCUGGUCGUUAUACGCCGACCUCGAAGAGAGUUUCGGCACGUUGCAGAGCACUAAAGCCGUCUACGAUCAUAUGAUAGAUCUGCGGAUAGCGAGUCCGCAGAUAAUCAUCAACGCGGCGCUUUUCCUCGAGGAGAACAAUUACUUCGAGGAAGCGUUCAGACUGUACGAAAAAGGCAUCGGCUUAUUCAAAUGGCCGAACGUCUACGAUAUAUGGAACACGUAUCUGACGAAAUUUCUCAAGCGCUUCGGUGGAAACAAGCUCGAAAGAGCGAGAGACCUCUUCGAGCAGUGUUUGGCUGAUUGUCCGCCGAAGUAUAUCAAGAACAUAUUCCUGCUCUACGCUCAACUCGAAGAGCAAUACGGACUCGCGCGACACGCCAUGGCCGUCUACGAUAAAGCUGAAGAUCUCGUGCCCGAUGAAGAGAAGAAAGAAAUGUUCGACCUCCAUAUCAAACUGGCAGCGACGCGUUUCGGUCUCACGAAAGUCCGUCCGAUAUACCAGAAAGCCAUCGAAACUCUGCCCGACGCGGAUUCUGUGAAAAUGUGUAUCGAAUUCGCGCAACUCGAGUGCAAGCUCGGCGAAAUUGACCGCGCUCGGAUGAUCUACAUGCAUUGUUCCCAGAUGUGCGAUCCCCGGAGACAGCAGGUGUUCUGGGAGGAAUGGAAAAGAUUUGAAGUUGCGCAUGGCAACGAAGAUACGCUACGUGAGCUCCUCCGUAUAAAACGAAGCGUCCAGGCAACUUUCAAUACCCAAAUGAGCGUGAGCCUUACGGCCGCGCAAGCAUCGGCAGCCGAAGGCGAGGCGGCCGCCGCUGUUGUCGAAUCGGUCACGAUUUCAAAAGGCCCGGUAUUCAUCCGGGCACAAGACACGCAGCCAGCGUUGGAAGAAUCUAAAGUGCACAAUCCGGACGAAAUCGAAGUACCGGACGAGGAUGACGAAGAAAACGACAACAACGAUGAGGAAAUGGAUACCGUUGAGACCAGAGCCGUACCCGAUGAAGUUUUCGGGGCUAUUGCGAAACAGGAUGCGUGAUGUAAAUAAGACUCGUAUCAAUCAUGAUGUAAAUAAAAAAGUGAUA